GCACCGCCCUUAGUCACGUGAUGCCACACUAAUACAAAUUUCUCAUGACGGUUUUGAAGGUAAGGGAGAGAGACCGCGACAGAAGUGAAUAUUCUUUACUGUUUGUGGUGUUCAGCUGGCACACCGUCAGAGCCGAGUAACUAGGAGUAGUCUCCAGAGGUGGUCGAGUCGGAUUUGCGGGGAUAGUUGCUCCGCGUCGCCGACAAAAGGGUGGAGUUUCCGCGGUAGCGCCGCCGUCGGGCCCAAGUCGACUUUCAAACAUGGCGGCCGAGCCAACACACUUCCAGAGCGAUCCGGCGAGCCAUUUCGUGAAUCACAUUGGACAGAGGUAUGGCAUGCAGGACGUUUCAGACAGCGAUAUUCAACAAAAACUCGAGUACCUCCGAGAACACAUAAAAAACGACAUCAAGAAGGAGUACAAAAUCAAGGAGGGCGCCGAGAAAGUCAGGAAAGUCACCACGGACAAGAAGAGCUUGGCCAACGUGGACAGCAUCGUGAAAAAGUCCAACAAAAAGAUACAAGAGCUACACGAACAGUUACAGGAACUGAACGCCCAUAUAGUCGUGUCACAGUCGGCAUCGGAGUCAGCGGACCUAACCGACUCGGAGCCGUUCUCCCCAGAUGAGAAGGGAUCGAAGCGAGACAGCGGGACCAACUUCAACAGUCGGGUGUCGGCCCUGCAGAAACAGCUGACUAUCGAGAUGAAGGUGAAACAAGGGGCGGAGAACAUGCUCAACAUGUACUCAACAGGUUCCUCUAAGGACCGUAAACUCCUAGCUGAGGCUCAACAGAUGCUGAAGGACAGCAAGACCAAGAUAGAAAUCAUCCGCAUGCAGAUUCUCAAGGCCGAGACACAGACUAGUCAGGAGAACCACGUUCCUGAGGCUUCGUCUGGGGACACCGCAACGCCAUGUAUCACAGACACUUAUACAACCCAGCGUCUGCUGAGAGGACUGGCCAACUUAAGCCUCUCUGGCAGUCCGUUGGAAAGCGGCAGCGCUGACGAACUGAGGAUAGCGACCCUCAGACAUCACAUGAAGAUCGAGUCGGCCAUCGUGGAGGGCGCCAAGAACGUGGUCAGACUGUUGGGUGCGGGAAAAGAGACAGACAAGAGAGCUGUGUCAGAGAAGUCUCGGAGUAGGUGGUCCGGUAUGUCUCUCGGCGAGGAGGCCUCCAACGGGCAUUGGAGCCCGCGAGUCUACCACAUGAGGUUGUGGGGCAGCGGAACGAGGCGGCGCCAAAAACGGACCAUAACGUGUACAGAAGAGGCACAAACCAAGCUCCAGGAGUCGUCCCAGAAGCUGGACAUCUUGAAGUUCUCCUUGGAGAAGCACUUGAAGAACAUGCCCGAGGCCUCAGACAAGAGGAAGGAAAUUGAGUCGGAGCUGUCGCUGACCUCCCCGGUCUCGUACAGGACGUCCGGGAGCUACGCGCAGCAGACGUACUCAGCCUACCCCAAACCUGCCGCUCUGACGGGUCGCCUGGAUGUACGCCUGAUGGGCUGUCAGGACUUGUUAGAGAACGUCCCCGGAAGGUCGCGGAGUAGCAGCCCCACGUUCCCCGUCAGCAGCCCGGGGGAGACGAAGAGCGGCGGGUUCAUGUCCGCAAAGCGAAGUUUCCACGGGCGCAACAGCAGCAAAACAUACAGUGUCAAACCAGAGGACUUAUCAAAUGAAGUUAUGGCAGUUAUGAAGUUAGACAACAAAAUGGUCAGCCAAACAGCGUGGAAGCCAUGUAGUAAUCAAGCCUGGGACCAGAGAUUUAAUAUAGACUUAGAUAGGUCAAGAGAGUUAGAGAUAGCAAUCUAUUGGAAGGACUGGCGGUCGUUAUGUGGGAUGAAGUACCUCAGGUUAGAGGACUUCCUGGAUAACCAGAGGCAUGGUCUGUGUGUGGACAUCGAGCCCACAGGAAAACUCUUCAUAGAGGUAACCUUCUAUAACCCUGUAAUAGAGAGGAAACCCAAGCUUCAGAGGCAACGCAAGAUCUUCCCAAAACAUAAAGGAAAGAACUUCCUGAGGCCAGGGCAGAUGAACAUCAACGUUGCGACGUGGGGAAGGCUGAUGAAAAGAGCGCUGCCGCAGGCAUGUGGAACUAGUCCCUCCACCUUCAGUCCCAUUAGUGAGGUCGGAAGUGGCGGCGCCACGCCGGUCAAACCCAGCACGCCGCACGAGAGAACGGCCGCGCACAGGUUAGAGUUCGAGCAGGAGCCCCCGGAGAAACCACCACGCGGCGAAUCGCUACAGGACAACAACUCGGGAAGCAAGAAGAACUCCGUAGCAGAACACGAAGUCCAAGUUAGUGAGAGCGUUUCCUCUCCCGGUUUUUACGACAGCGUAAUGGAUGCCUUGUCUGCGUUUGACUUCCUCGGCGGGGACCAGUCGCCAGACACAUCACUAGAGUCCCCCGGGAUCAGACCGGGCGCACUGACGGCGCCGCCGCCCGUACCGCCACACCAACAGGAAUACACAGGCACAUCAUCGACCAUGACCAUGGACAACUUCCGCCCGGUAGCGGUUCUAGGAAGGGGACAUUUUGGGAAGGUACUGCUAGCCGAGUACAAGAACACAGGGGAGCUCUUCGCCAUCAAGGCUCUGAAAAAGGCCGACAUUCUGGCGAGAGACGAGGUCGAAAGCUUGAUGUGUGAGAAGCGUAUUUUCGAGGCAGCCAACUCCAUGCGGCACCCGUUCCUGGUGAACCUGUUUGCGUGCUACCAGACGAAGGGCCACGUGUGUUUCGUGAUGGAGUACGCCAGCGGAGGCGACCUCAUGAUGCACAUCCACUCCGACGUUUUCUCUGAACCCAGGACCGUGUUCUAUGCAGCUUGUGUUGUGCUGGGGUUGCAGUUCUUACAUGAACACAACAUUGUGUACAGAGACUUGAAACUGGACAACCUGUUGCUGGACUCGGAAGGUUUCCUGAAGAUUGCCGACUUCGGCCUGUGUAAGGAAGGCAUGGCGUAUGGGGACAGAACCAGCACGUUCUGCGGGACGCCAGAAUUUCUCGCGCCCGAAGUCCUGACGGAAACGUCCUACACGAGAGCGGUAGACUGGUGGGGACUCGGAGUUCUCAUCUUUGAGAUGUUGGUAGGAGAGUCACCGUUCCCAGGUGACGAUGAGGAGGAAGUGUUUGACAGUAUCGUGAAUGACGACGUUCGCUACCCCAGGUUCCUGUCCACAGAGGCCAUUGCCAUCAUGAGGCGGUUACUGAGGAGAAACCCAGAGAGAAGACUGGGGUCCACAGAGAGAGAUGCAGAGGAUGUCAAGAAACAACCUUUCUUUAGAAAUGUGAAUUGGGAUGACCUCCUGAUGAGAAGAGUUAAACCGCCGUUUGUGCCAACAAUUAAACAUUCAGAAGAUGUUAGCAACUUUGACGAGGAGUUUACGACAGAAGAACCGAUCCUGACUCCCCCGCGGGAACCACGGCACAUCUCCGGAGAUGAACAGGAGAUGUUUAAAGAGUUCGAGUACAUGGCGGACUGGUGCUAACAAGGAUGGACCAUAGAUAAAUAUCAUAUACUAUGUAUAGUUUCUCCUGAAAAACUUUGGCUGAUAUUAUUCUUCAGCUGAAAAAUAAGCUUGGGAAGAUGGUUGAGGUGAUUAUUGAAAGGUUUAGUUAUCAUAAUAAUCAGCGGGGAAUGCUCUUGUUAUUAUUAUUAUUACCAGGAAAAUACACGUACUACUACAGUGAUGUCCGAGCCUGCUUGCUUGCCAUGUCACCAAUGCCAGGGAGUGAUGAAAUGAUUCUUAUUUUACACUACGCAAAGAUGGAAACAAAAUCAGCAUUUUAAAGCUUAUGUAAAAGUUGUGGUAGAUGCAUAACUGUCAAUUUUACCAUUUCUUACUUACGUAAGUUAGAAGCGAGGAAACAUUUAACAAGAGUGCCCAGACUUAGCCCAUGUGAAAGUCUCCAAACACAAUCAUAAUACUCUUGCAAAAUCUUCAAAAAAAAACUAUUUGUUCACAGUUAUACUGGUUUUCAAGAGCAAAACCAUUAUUUGGAGAUGCGAAUGAAAGUUUGCAAAUAGGAGGCUUGGUAAUCUAACCCUGAUUUUUGGACUUAGCAAGUAUUACCAAUACUGAAGAAAUCGCUGCAAAUACGAUUGCAAAAUUACUGUCAAAGCCAUUUUUGCAUUUUAACUCAAUUUACACUUAUAAGAUGCUAGCUAUUUAUGUUACAAAGUUGACAUAACUUCAGAUAUACAGAGCACAUUCAGAAAUGUUAACGUUUAACCCAACACAGUUGGCUAUGAAGUCAUUGUAUCAAUUUUCUAUACAAGUGAAGGAAAGAUAUCCAACCUAUUGUACUUCUCCUUGGUGGAUUUUUUUUGUAGAUAGGAGGAAAAUUUUCUAUACAAAAAUUUCUAGUACAUAUCUUUACAUACAUGAAGAAUAUACAGCACUAUUUGUUGAUUUAAAGGUCAAGGCAGCAAAAUGGGAAUAAUGCUAUGCACUGUGUUGUUGAUAGUGCCUUGGCUAUCACUUACUGAUAUGCAAAUUUGUGGUGUUUAUGAAUAACUUGUGCUAAAAAUGGCGCCGGAAACAUUUAUUUAUGCAACACUGAUGCCCAAGUCAUGCUUAUAUUGAGGGUUUAUUCAGUUGAUGUUUGGGGGAGGAUCAUUUUUUUAGGCUACCUUUUAAGAAAAGUGACUUACUGCACAAUGAAAGGGAACAAAUUUAUAUCAAGACUUUUUAUAGAGGUUAUAACAGGGUUUGUUCCUCCCCCAGAACAUCAAAUGGUCGAACCCCCUUACAAAGAGAUGGGAACAUGUAUUCUAAGAAAUGUACUUGUCACAGAAAAUGUUUUUAGCUAUAACAGAAUAUAGGGAGCACUUUUUUGAAGGUUAUGUCUGUAUGUACCAUUGUCAGGGUAGGGACCACUGUUACUGCCAUUAUAUCACCCACUAACUGUUGAACAAAAUUUUGAAUAUCAAAAUCAGUUUUUUAUAUGCAAGUAGGUACCCAAGAAUAGUGAAUUGCAUUUGGCUUGUGCUAUUCUUGUAUAUGAUGUUCAGUGGUGUAUAACAGAUAUAAGAAUUACGCCAGGGGAAAGCAAGUAAUAGUAUUUGUGACAAAUCCUUUGAAUCAUUAAUACGCUUAACUACGCAGAAUUUUAUUGCUCCUUAACCAAUUUAUUAAAGCUAAAACCUCAGAAGUAGAAAUGCCUUUGCCCCUGAGGCAUCGCCAAAAAAAUAUGUAUGUCAGCCACUACCUCCCACAAGUACAAAAGACAAGGGAAAUUUUCCUACUGUUUCAAAUGCACCGCUUUAAACACACUUCAGAAAUAACUUUUCUUUAUCACUUAUGUAUACAUCAUCAUCAUGUACUGGGUACAUACAUGAAAAGAAAGUUUGCAUUUACAGUGAUUUUGCCAUUGUUGUAUGACUUGUGUAGUAUCACGGGUAUGUACUAGAAGACAGUGCCAUCGUACUUGACACACAUUGUACUUAAAAACUUGUGGAAUCAUGUGAAGAAAGCACCGCCACAGAAAUCUUGUACAGUCUUGUAGCUAAUAGCUUGAGCAAGCAAUAACUGGCACAAAAUGGUGUGAUUGCAAGGAACGCUGUAGACAAAUAUUUGAAAUGGUAUGAGCACAAGUUAUGGAGUUUUAAAAGGGCUGUUCCAGUUUAGGAGGGGUGUGUAUGGUGUUUUUCUUUUAUUAUCACAUCUUCUAUGCGGAAAGUAAAUUCAAAAGUAAGAUGUGGACAAAAUUUAAACACUCAAAAUAUCCACCCACCCCUGCCAGAUAAAGUGGAACAUCCCAACAAGGUGAACAUUAUUGACUGCAAUGCCUUUGCAGUCACUAGGGGGACAUGCAGAGCUCCGUCAUAUAGUGCCAGACUUAGGUACUAAAAAAUGUGAGCCAACAUUGUACAUAGUUUUGUAUAGUAUGCAAUUAUAGUACCAUGGUACAACUGUGGGUACUUACUUGUACAUUUCAAGAGGGAGGUGUUGUCUUGGUCAUUGUAUUUUUGAAAUGGCCAGGGAAGAACUGUUCCUUCUCUUUUAUUCUGUGUAGAGAUGUCUGGUAGAUUGUUGUUUCCGUUUCCCCUCCUCGAUGUCUGAUGAUGUAAGUGUGUAUUAUUCAUGGGAGAAGAUUAAAGCAGAAAUCAGAUACCCAA
This is a messenger RNA of Branchiostoma floridae (Florida lancelet), 6118 nucleotides long. RefSeq names its product serine/threonine-protein kinase N2-like. Gene Ontology annotation, biological process: protein phosphorylation; signal transduction. The record is from RefSeq and is a predicted model, not a curated record. NCBI's taxonomy places the organism in Eukaryota, Metazoa, Chordata, Leptocardii, Amphioxiformes, Branchiostomatidae. The transcript is spliced from 23 exons. Gene Ontology annotation, molecular function: protein serine/threonine kinase activity; ATP binding; small GTPase binding. The coding region runs from base 261 to 3485 and encodes 1074 amino acids.